AGAAGAAGAAGGUCACUUCCUGUUAGUUUCCGGAUUAAGUGAAGAAAUACCGGCAGAAAUUUCGACAUGUUCUGAAUUAAUUUGUUGCCAUCUAUCGUGACUCCUUGUCGAGGCAAUGCGUGAAGUCGUCUACAACUUCCUCGACGUUGAUCGUCGCGACACGCUCCGACACCAGGGUGACAUGAGAGCUGCUGACCCGGUCUGGACCCACAGCACCCGGCCAUGGACACACAGCAGAAGCAGGUCGCCGCUCUGAGGACCUUGCUGACUCGGCUGAGGAGACGAGAGACCGAGGACAAGGAGGCGGCUCACAGCAUUCCUGGGGAGUUUGUGAGGUUGAAGAAGCAGUCCAUAAAGUACCGCGAGGACAAGAUCUUUGUCAGCAAGUCAGCGGAAAGUCAGGACAACAUCAAGAAGAACAGAUACAAGGACAUCCUUCCAUUUGAUCACAGCAGAGUGAAGCUGACGCUCACCACCUCCAAAUCUGACACCGACUACAUUAAUGCCAAUUUCAUAAAGGGAGUCACAGGUUCCAACGCUUACAUCGCGACUCAGGGACCGCUCCAUCACACAGUGCAGGACUUCCUGAGGAUGCUGUGGGAGUACGAUGUCAAAGUCAUAGUGAUGGCCUGCCGAGAAUUUGAGAUGGGGAAGAAAAAGUGUGAGCGCUACUGGCCGGAGAAAGAGGAGUCCUCCUUUGUGUGCGGGCCCUUUGCUGUCUUUCGUGACUGUGAGGAGGACAAAGGAGCACAUGUGACCAGGACGUUAAGGUUGACGUACGACAAUUGCUGCCGGACUUUAAAACAGCUGCACUACGUUGACUGGCCGGACCACGGAGUACCCAACUCCAUCCUCCCCAUUUUGGACAUGCUGGAGGAGAUGCGUAGCUAUCAGCCUCACGACCAUGUCCCCAUCUGCGUCCACUGCAGUGCUGGAUGUGGCAGAACCGGAGCCCUUUGUGUCAUCGACUAUACUUGGAACCUCCUCAGAACAGGGUUGAUCACUUCCGAUUUCAACGUGUGCGACUUGGUUCGCACCAUGAGAACACAAAGACCGUCUGUGGUUCAAACCAAGGAGCAGUAUGAGCUGGUCUACAGCAUCAUCGGGGUACUCUUUGUCAGAUACUUGCAGUGCAUGGAUGCACAGAGCCGGGUGACGGGGACGAUAGAGCGAGAAGAUGAACGCGAGCGGCAGCCCAUCUGUGACGAGGACCUGAACAUCCCGGUCUCACAGGACCACGAGAUGUUGACUUCUGCUCCAGAAAGUCUCGUUGUCACAGAGGAGACGGACAAAGAAGAGUAUAGGGUCCAAGCGGAGAAAUUUGAAGAUGACCCAGUACCACCAAAUCAUCCAAAAGGGACGGUGGAGGACACCUACUUCCACAGCCCUCAGUUUGACAACAUACCACGAGUGAACAAGCGGUGGACUGUUGGUCCAAUCAUCAGCAAGCCCUCGUUGUCUCUUUACCACCACACAAUGGAGUCUCACUCUUCUCCCUUCACAGGAGCUCAUACUGAUGAGGACAUACCGCCUCCUCUGCCUGAACGAACCCCGGAAUCCUAUCAACUGGCCGUCCAUGCAGAGCACUCGAAAAAGUUGGCAGUCAUCAUCUCGCCUCACGGGGCUUCUGAGCGUGUGGGUGACAAGAUACAGGACAUUCCUGCUUCACCUGCACCAUCGCUUCCAGACAGAACCCCAGAAUCGUAUGAGCUGGCUUGUCAUCAAGCUCCUGUUGGCAAUCAGCGAGCGGUCACGCCAGCAGUGAACCUCAGCAGAAUCGGGACGUCCUCAGAGUGGUCAGGAACCUCCAGGCUGGUCAGCGCCACUCAGGAGGCAGAAACAAAACCAUGGCUGAGAACUAAGAGCCUGAGAGCAAAAAUGACCCUAACAGAAGCACCGCAGACUCCAUUGUGGCUUCCAUCGUCACCUGCCUUUGCCGGAGCAGCAAGUGAAGCACCGCAGACUCCAUUGUGGCUUCCAUCGUCACCUGCCUUUGCCGGAGCAGGAAGUGCGUCAGCGCAAGUUAGCGCCAGCAACCACAAGUGGCCUCUCUCUGACGCCGCCGAGGUGGCGGCGGACAAAAACGAGGACAAGGAACCGUCCAGAAAAAAGAGUCUGAGAUUGUUCAAACACCAGCAGAAAUUGAAGCCGACUGCUGCUCUCCCUCAGUUGUCUUCGUCCUCCAAGGGAGUAUUGACGUCAAUGUUCACAUUCGGAUUUGGGCGCCGGAUAGGAAGGCCAAAAGGACCCAGGAGUUACCCACAAAACUGGUCCUCAACCUCUUUCCCCUCGUAAGCACCAGGAUGACGUCACUAAUGGUCGCCAAGAACACGGCUGUCCAAAUCAAUGCAUGCGGGGGCCAUUUUGCUAUUUUUCAUUUCCAAAACCUAGACAACAUAUAGAUUUUUUUCACCUUUAAGCUCACCUCAUGUGGCUGGAUGAACUUUUUUCCCCCCCGCUUGUGUUGCCAACCAUGCUGAAGUGGGACAAAUGACCUCCAAACCCUCCAAAAUCAGCAACAUCUGCUCACAUUUCACCUUGAAUCACUUCAACAUAAAGGACUUUUCAUGGUCAGUCAUUAAUGUCCCACACCACAACACGUACAGAGCAAACAUUGGUUCCGCCAUCCAAUAAACCCACAUACCGUAUAUUUACAAAGUUAUACAAAAACAAUAUCUUGUGAAUAUAAUUAUUUAUCCAUCCAUCCAUUUUCUUAUCCGAAGUCGGGUCGCGGGGGCAGCAGCCUAAGCAAAGAAGCCCAGACUUCCCUCUCCCCAGCCACUUCGUCCAGCUCCUCCCGGGGGAUCCCGAGGCGUUCCCAGGCCAGCCGGGAGACAUAGUCUUCCCAACGUGUCCUGGGUCUUUCCCGUGGCCUCCUACCGGUCGGACGUGCCCUAAACACCUCAUCGCAAUCGGGUGCCAUCACACCUCAUCUGGCUCCUCUCGAUGUGGAGGAGCAGCGGCUUUACUUUGAGCUCCUCCCGGAUGGCAAAGCUUCUCACCCUAUCUCUAAGGGAGAGACCCGCCACCCGUCUUAGGAAACUCAUUUCGGCCGCUUGUACCCGUUAUCUUGUCCUUUCCGUCAUAACCCAAAGCUCAUGACCAUAGGUGAGGAUGGGAACGUAGAUCGACCGGUAAAUUGAGAGCUUUGCCUUCCGGCUCAGCUCCUUCUUCACCACAACGGAUCGAUACAGCGUCCGCAUUACUGAAAACGCCGCACCGAUCCGCCUGUCGAUCUCACAAUCCACUCUUCCCUCACUCGUGAACAAGACUCCGAGGUACUAUCAAUCAAUCAAUCAAUCAAUGUUUAUUUAUAUAGCCCUAAAUCACAAGUGUCUCAAAGGGCUGUA
This is a messenger RNA of Entelurus aequoreus (snake pipefish), 3350 nucleotides long. It is a transcript of the gene ptpn22, whose product is annotated as protein tyrosine phosphatase non-receptor type 22. Gene Ontology annotation, cellular component: nucleus; cytoplasm. The transcript is spliced from 24 exons. Bases 223 to 2295 code for a protein of 690 amino acids. Lineage: Eukaryota; Metazoa; Chordata; Actinopteri; Syngnathiformes; Syngnathidae. Gene Ontology annotation, molecular function: non-membrane spanning protein tyrosine phosphatase activity. Gene Ontology annotation, biological process: peptidyl-tyrosine dephosphorylation. The record is from RefSeq and is a predicted model, not a curated record.